Molecule: messenger RNA, 17243 nt
Organism: Mercenaria mercenaria
Lineage: Eukaryota; Metazoa; Mollusca; Bivalvia; Venerida; Veneridae
Exons: 36
Coding region: 144-14030 (4628 amino acids)
Biological process (GO): error-prone translesion synthesis; double-strand break repair via homologous recombination
Cellular component (GO): zeta DNA polymerase complex; nucleus
Molecular function (GO): DNA-directed DNA polymerase activity; DNA binding; nucleotide binding
Source: RefSeq, a predicted model, not a curated record
CGGAUUUAUUGCAACUUCCGCCAGAGGUCGCCUGUCAUCAAAAAUAGAAAGUGAACUAUUGAUUUUUGCUAAAUUAUUCCAUUUUCAUGUAUAUUCAAGCGAAUUCAUUACAUUGAAUCUAUGGUGAUGGGAGCAAGUUGAAGAUGUUUUCAGUAAGGAUUGUAUCCACUGAUCAUUACAUGUGCACGCCCCUGCGGGGACUGGAUGUACAGUAUGCCGACCAGCGUUGCACAGAGGUGAAGAAAGUUCCAGUGGUGAGAAUAUUUGGAUCAACACCAGCAGGUCAGAAGACAUGUAUGCAUGUCCAUGGAGUUUUCCCGUACCUGUAUGUUCCUUACGAUGGAACUGUGCCAUGGGAUCGGUAUUUGCGGCAGUUUGCGACAAGUCUCGACAAAGCGAUCAAUGUUGCCCAGGGACAUGGACAAGCUAACAUACAGCAUGUGUAUAAAGUAGUGCUGGUCAAUGGAAAAUCAAUGUAUGGCUACCAUGACAAGGAGCAACAGUUUCUGAAGAUAUAUUUCUACAACCCCAGUAUGAUCAGAAAAGCUGCAGAUCUACUCCUUGGUGGAGCUGUGUUGAACAAGCCAUUUCAGCCCCAUGAGUCACAUAUCCCAUACACUUUACAGCUAUUUAUAGACUACAAUCUUUAUGGAAUGAACAUGAUUAAUGCAGCAGCUGUCAAGUUCAGGAGACACACAGAAAAUGUUGACCAUGAAGUUAUGCCACUCAGCCAAGGUUCAGACGAGGGGUUUGGAUCAGAUCCAAAGACGCCAAUAUCAUUUACAGGAUUGUUGAAUCGAUCUGGUUCCAUGACUCCUUCACAGCGAGUCUGGCAAAGUGAAAAUAUACCUAGUGAAUUAUACCUAGAUGACAGUGUUGAGCGGUUAAGUACAUGUGAACUAGAGGUAGAUGUUGUAGCUGCUGACAUACUCAAUAGACUAGACGUCGGUGCUAACAUUGGUACAAAUCCUGGCCUUGCUGCAUUAUGGGAAGAUGAACGCCAGAGAAGACAAGAUCGCGGCGAGUCAACAGAUAUUGCACCACCAGAAUCACAAGAAAGAGUUGAUAUAGAAGUGGCAGAAAGUGAGAUGAUUCUAAGAGAAAGACUCCAACAGAUUUUACUGGAUUUACAGCCAUACAUGGACAGUCAGUCAGACACAGAGUCAGAACAGUCACAGGACACAGAUUUCCCGCUAACACAAGCCUCUGAUCUACAUCUACAUGUAUCUCAAGAUGAUCUGGAAGGUUCUCAAGACACAGUGAUGUUUGACGCUGAUGAUUUGGACGAGGAUAAACCAGUGGUAGAUGAACAAUCUAUACAGAGAGUGGUCUCGUUCAGUCAGAGCUUUUGCGAUGUUAGGCCAGAAAUACCAAAAGUUUCAAGUCAGGACAAAUCACUUGUAGAUAUACUGGCAUCUCUAGCAGACGACACUUCCCCUCCGUCUUCCCAGAAUGCAGCAGCUGAGGCUGUAGCAUUAGAGGAGCAGGACAGUAUUCUGUCGCAACUCUCUCAGCCAAGAGAUAAAGAAACAGAUCAGCAGGAAGAAGAAGAGGUCCUGGAAAUGUCGCAGCGUAUUUGGGAAAGGGAAGAUGAAAAGGAUGAUGAUGAUGGCGAUGAUGAUAAGUUUGAUCUUGCUGGAAUGGACGAUACCUGGAUUGAUUCUCAGAUAGAUUCACCUGAUCAAGCUGCUGAAGGUGGCAUAAAUGAUGAUCUAGAAGUUGAUAGUGACAGUGAUGCUACCAGCGAUAUUAUCCCACAAUAUGAUGGACCAUCAGAUAAAAAAGAUGAAUCAAAACGGGCUGAAGCCAAACAAGCUAUAUUGAAGCGUUUGGGAAUGAGAGGUCCAACUUCUAAUGUGCCCUUGCCAAACAGAGGUGGUGCAACGCAGUAUGAUUCCAGUGGGAAUAUGAUGGCAACCAACCCUUUUGCUGAUGCCCCCAGUACUAGUCAGAAUUUUAACGUUUAUCCUGGAGGUCAUGUACCACGGUUCCCUGCAUCUGGAAGUUGGAAUGCUGGAAGCCAGAACUGGGGGAGAAAUGUACCUGCACAGACUUUAGGAAUGCAUCAUUCACCAGGGGCUGUUUCCAGUCCCACCCAGCAUCACUCACCAGUCAGUUAUCAUCAGUCGCAGCAUUCGCCAUCAUCCGGCCAGUACAGUCCUAUAAGUAGUCAGCCAUCAGGAAUGCCUGCUUAUCAGAUGUCUCCCAGGAACCAAAACUUGCAUAGUCAGUAUACAGCUGGAAACCAGUCAUUUGGUCAGAGUUCACCUCAAAGUCAGCUCUCGCCAGGAUCAUAUCAGAAUCGGUACCCUGCAUCACAGAGUUACAACCCAGCUGCAGGUCAGCAAAUGUCACCGCCAUACACAGCUCAACAUUUACAUCAUGCUCAACCAAUCUCUAGUCAAUCUAAUAUACCAUAUAGCCCACCAGUGACCUAUACUCACAGCCAAAAUCAAAGAACUCAUGACAUGGACAGGUAUAUGCAGGCCAGUUCUGAAAGGUACCAGCUUUCAAAUGAAAAUUUCUCACAGAAACCUGAUCCAUCCCAUUUGCAUGACUUUAAAAGAGCCAAUCAAAUGGAAGCUUUCCAUAUGCCAACAUACUCAAGAACCAGUCAAGUCACACCAACUCAGAACCCUUUAAUGCCAAUGGCGAACCAGAUGGCAGGAUUACAGUCUCAUGACCACAAAAGACCUAAUCAAAACCCAGCACAGAUCCCUACAGAUUUAUAUAGAAUAAAUUCCAACCCGUCUAGUCAUGACAGUGACAUUCAAAAUCCAUACCAGCAAAAUAAUGCUUGUAUGAACAGUGCUCAACAGAAUAUUUCAAGUUUGCCUAUGUACACUGCUCAACCUUUAAAUGAUAUAGUUACUAGCCAGACUCCAAGUGGCAUAGAAGGCUUUCCAGGGGCUGAACAGUCAAACCCAAGUUUUGAUGCAAAGAGACCUAAUCCAGCUUUGCUUUCUAAUCAAAUUGUGGCAGAUUUGUUGGAGCAAGGAAAUAGAAGAGGUCGUGGUAGGGGUAAGAAUUUAAGUACACAUCCUUUGUUGCAGUCUACAAGUCGCCAGCACAACCUUUUAACAUCUCCAGAUUCCCAAAACAGAAAUGUAAAGAAGUCUUUGAGUAAUGCACUUUUGCAACGUCGGCAAAAAUCUGGCACCUCGGGAGAAUAUCCAGAUCCCCUUACUCUUCAGAAUGACAUCACAAACAUUAGAUCAGAUCCAUUUGGUCGGCAGAUGAGUUAUGAAGGAAGUGGUUAUACUCACAUGAGUGACAGUUCCUCAAAAGCGAGCCAACAGCUUUCACCAAGAACUCCCUCGGGGGAUUCUAGUAUGCAGAGCCCAGGGUCAGCAAGUUCAAAACAAUCGGAGCCAUUUGUUGGUCCUAUUACCAAGUAUUAUAAUCGUAAGCGACUAAUGUAUGAACAGAUCAGUCCCCCUGCAACACCUAGUAGCACCAUUGCUAAUGAUAUUAAUAAAAAGCCUCAGUCUGUUUUCAGUCCAAGUAAUAACUUCUCUGAACAACAGAUAAGUCCUUUGCAGAGGUUACUGUUGGAUAAUUCUGAUCUUCCACCUAGAUCUGAUCAAAGACAAAGAACUCCCAGUAGAAGCUCAAUGUCUAGUUUGUCUUCUGUUGGAUCAGAGAAACCACAGAACCAUUCGCAACAAGAUAUGUUUUCUUCGAGACACAAUCAAGAGAAGUCGAGACUAUUUAACCUUUUGUCUUCCGUGAAAAAUGAGACAGAGUCUAGGAAAGAAACAAAAAACGUGACUGGAAGUGUUCAGCAAAGUCUGAAUGAUAGUCAGCAGGAUCUGUUUGCAGAUUCGCUCUUGUCGGACAUUAGUGGUAUAGAAAAUACAACAGCAGAUAGUUUAAGUUCCUUGUUUAGUGAUGAUACUCCAAUAAAACCUGCUGGCCAGCAAGAAAUUGGAGAAACUGGAAAUGAUAUGGCAAAUAAUGGUAGAGUUCAAGCAGCACAUUCAAAAGAUGAUUUUGCAUCAUUGUCAAGUUUGGAGAGCUUUGUUGGUAGCGUAAGAAAUGAGUCAACUGAGUUUGGAGUAAAUUUCCAUAAAACUAGUGCUACUGAACUUUUAAAUGAUGCGAGUGUGUCAAGUAAGACCGUUUUACAUGGUACUCAACAAAAUAUGACUCUAGCUAGGUCAUUGCCUUCUAAUCUGCAAAGCGUGGCUUCAAUGUCUGGUAGUCAGGAAAAUGUUGGCACAAGAAUGCCUGCAGCAGGUGAUCAACAAAACGUUGGUCAAAGGCCAAUGCCUGGCAGUCAGCAAACUUUAGAAAGGCUUCCACAAUCAUUUCAACUUAACGAAGGCAGAGGGCACCCUUUACAAGAUAGUCAAGGCAGGGGUCAUCCAGCUUAUCAAAGUCCAGGCAGAAGUUACAACCUAACAGACUGGCCUCAGUACCCAGUGCAGCCUGGCCCAAAAGUAGGACGUGGAAGAGGUCAGCGAAGAAGGGGAAGGCCCCCAGGCAAGAAGGGCCUAAACUUUCCAGUAGAGACUUUUGGAGUUGUUCAGAAGAAAAGGAGAGGUAGACCAAAGAAAAAUGGUGAUAGUUUCACAUUACCACCUAGUUUUCAACAGCGGAGUAAUGUUCAGGCUCAUAGUCAUCUCCAAGCUCCAGGAUCCCAGUUUUCUCAACAGUUACAGAAUCAGUAUUCAAUGCCACCUAACACAAACGCACCUCCAAAUAUUGACCCAUACAAGAAUAUAGACAUGAAUAUGCCUUACUAUCCAAGUCAGCCUAACAACCAGUCCCAGUCAUUUUCACAGUUGUUAGAAACUGAUAAUAAUGACCUUUUGGCUGAAUUUACAACUGAUUCAAGCAUGUUAGGAGAUGGAGGGUCUCAGUUUGGGAAUAAUAUAGGGAUCCCACAGGGAGGUCAGACAUCUGAUAACCAGUUUGUAAGUGAGACAAACUUCAAUUCAAAUAUUCCUUCAGUUGGUCAGCAGUUUGCACUUAACCAAGUCCCAAACCCUAUUCAAGACAAUUUUCCUCCAUCUCGUAGUCAAAGUCAAAACCAUCAGAAUCUGUCUGUUGAAGGGUUCAAACCCUCUGGGCAGGAUAGAAUGUCACUAGGAUUUCAGGGACAUCAAUACUCUUGUCAGAAACAAGAACCGAAUUUUCAGGGGCAGUCUUUACCUACACAGCAACAGUUACAAACAAUAAACUUGUCUGAAGCAAUGCAGAUAAGUGAACCGCCUAUGAAUUUUAAUACAGAUCUAUCUGAUCUGAGCAAUGAAGAUUUGUCUCAGAUUUUGCCAGUAAUUGAAACAGGACACACAAGUGCCAUUAGUCUUAAAGUAAACGAACAGUUUACGGAGUAUGGAGAUUCAGUUAGCUGUGUUGCAAGUACAUCGCACAAGAUGAACAUGCAAGCAGUAAUGAAAAAGAAGAAUCAGCAGAGUCGAGGGAAUAGAAUGCCAGCAGAUACAGCUUCUGUUAUGGAACUGAUCAGGUACAGGCAACGAUCGGAAAUGCUUCCAAAGGCUUCAGCAGCCUAUAAAUUCAAAUUUAAAGUGCCUACUCCUGUUUUCAAGAGACUGAAAUUUAGAGUGAAAAGAAAUAUGGGUGAAACAGAAAGCAUUGACUUUGUCAGGAUGCAUCCUAAAGAUGCUAGGAAGUACAGUUUGUUGAAAAUAGGAAGAGAAAUCAUUCAGUUAAAGAAAUUAUCUGAGAAUAUGGUUGACAGUAUUAGAGAAAAGCUUAAAAGUGGCGAAGAUGUAGAAGGAAUUCCUCCACCUAUUAGACUGGUUGAAGUCUCUAAUAUUCCACCGACCGGUUCAAUAAUUGCAGAUCUUUUAUCAGCAGACAGUCCACUUAGUGAUGACAUGAUUGGAACAGGAGGUGUUGAAGAUAUGCUGAAUGGUUCAAUUCCGCAAAACAUGAUUGGUAACAACGACAUAUUUAUGAUAAAAAAGCAAAAACUGACGUCCAAAGAUAAGAAACCAAACAGCAUGUUCAGAGGUAAAAAUAUAGCAAAUGUUCCACAUUUAAAAAAGUACAGAGCAGGAUUCCCAUAUUUUGGAAAAGGACACGUUGGAAGAGGUGCAUCCCAUAAUACAAAGCUUAAAGCAAAUAAUAAGGGUUUAAAACCUGAAUAUGACGAUGAUGAAAAUAUUGUUUUAAAAGAUGUUUGUCUAAAUGAUGCUUCAGAUGGAAUUCUUACACCAAUUAAGUCCAGAACUCCAGUUGCUGGCCGCAGUCCAGCUCACUAUGGAGGAGGAGGUAAUAUGCCAGAAAUGGAGAGUCAGGAAAAAAGCAUCCUUGAGUCAAAAUUGGAGUAUGACUUGGACCUAAAUCAGUCAGGAAAUUCCCAAAUGUUUCAGGAUGUACUAAUGGGGGAAAAAGAAUUACAGAAUAAAACCGAAUUUGAGAACGCUGAAGAAGAUCCAGGUAACAAAGAUGACAAGGAAAGAAUGAAAGUAGCUAAAACUAAAGUUGAAAAGACUGAAAAUGAAAUAUGUGUUAAAAGCAAUUAUAAAAGUGGGGCAGGACCUCUUGAAUCAUAUGAAAUAAAGGCAAAAGAAACAAAAUUAAGUAAACCUGAAUAUACUGGAAAAAAUGCAAAAGCUGGAAGUUUAGAAGAAUUGGAUAAAAGUAUUGAUACUGAAACUGGACAUUGUAAUAAAAGUGAUUUGAAUGAUAGAUGUUUAACAAAUAUGGACAUUGAAUAUGUGAAUUCUGUUAAAAGGACUGAUAAUGCUGGUGCAUUUAACAUAUUAAAGAAGCAGUUUGAAAAGCAUCUGGGUAAUGGUAAAAAUGCAAAUAAGGUCGAUGAAAAUGUUUUUCUUGAUAAAACUGAAAAGCAGGAAGGAAUGAAAGUUGGUGUAAGAUCACGAUCAAGUAGUAGGGAAAGUCAGAUGAUUCCAAGUCAAACAAGUUCUAGGAGAAACUCUGUAAUCCUGAGUGGCAUGAGUGGUGACGAAGAAAAGUGUUUCUGGUCAGCUGAGUCGAUAAAGAGGAGUCAAAGUUCAGAUGGAAGUGAUUCAUACAGAAGUGACUCUAAAAGAGCUAAAAAGUCAAAAUCAAGUGCAUAUGGAAGUAGCUCUGCUGGUUCUAGGAAAAGUUCCAGAAGUUCGUCUUUGGACCAAGAUUCAGUGAGAAGGAAGAGCAAAAGUAAGAAGAAGCAGAAAAAGUCAUACAGAUAUGAUUCAGAUUCUGAUGGAAUUCCAGGUGUGGAUUAUAUUGUUGUUAAUAGGUUUAAAGGACGUAAAGAGUUACGAGUAGUAGUUGAAAAAUUGAAAGUUAACAGUGAAGCUAAAACUGUAUUUGAUCAGAAGAAAAAUGGAUUAAAUUCUGUGAAAAGUGAACAUUUGCCAAAAGCUGAUGUUAAAAAUGAAGAUAAUGAAAACAAAAUUGUAGCAGACAUUGACCCUCCUAAAGCUAAAUCUGUAACUGGAUUUUCAGCAGAGUUUGAGAAAUUUCUUGCAAGUAAAUCAGAUCCUUCAUUUGUAAAAAAUGAAUCGGAUUCUGACACAGAAGACUGUGAUAUUUUAGAUAGUGGUGGAAUUGAAAAUUAUGGAGAUGAACCUGUUAUAUAUAGAACAGGCAUACGUGGCAGUAAAGGAAAUAAAAGUGAUGGAACCGAAUAUGUUAUAGAAAAAGAGCCAGAGUCUAGUGGUAAACUUGAACCAGAAGCUGAUUUGAAAGAUACAGAGUGUGUAGAUGUCUCAAAAGAUGAAAUGCAAAGAGAAGAUGUCACAGAAGAUGUUGAAAUAACAAGGCCAAAUGGAUGUUCAGCUAAACAUGGAGGAAUGAGAGAUUUUUCUAGCUCUAGUGAUGAAGAAAAGAGGCAGAAACGUCCUGUUAGACCAAAUAAUGAUACUAGGAAGCAAGCUAAAUUUGAAGGGAAAAAGAAAAAAGUUAGUAAAAGUAUACAUGAUGGGAGUGUUUUUUGUUCAAGGGCCAGGAAAAAGAGACCAAAGCCAAAGUCAAGAUCUUCAAAAUUAAUGUGCAGUCUUUCUGCCCUCCAUGAUGCAACUUUAGAGAAACUCACAAGUUUUCCCAUGUUCAAUGACCUGGAUACUGGAAAUUCUUCCUCGAGUCAGUCUCCAGCAAAGAGUCGAGACGUAUCAGAUAUUGACAGUCCUGUAAGGUGGCAUCCAAGAGUGAAAACCCCAGACUUUGAACUGUAUUUAGAUAGAACUGAUGAUCAUGUUUCUCAGUUUGAAGAUACUAUGUAUAAGCUGGCAUACCUGUCACCAAUGUCUUCAGAUGGCUGCUGUGAUUCACCACCUCGGCCCUUGUCACCUAAAGAGAUGAGAAAACUUGAUGGUACAGUAGAGCAGUCAUAUGAAAAAAUUCCAGAACACAGUGAAAAGAAGAUGACUAUGUCAGAUGUACUGAAAACAAUGCAAACUGAAUCGCAACAUGCUCAAGACUCUGAAAUGAACAAUGCUAAAGAAACACCAGGCACAUCAAUUAAGAUUGCUGUUGCAAAGAUUGAGGCUUUGACCUUUAAUGAUAUAAAAUCAUUUUGCCUGUCAGAGAAAGAUAAUGAAGAAAAGAACAAAGAAAAGAGAUCAGAUUCACCACCACCUGAUCUUGGACCACCUGUGCUAGAGUCAGAAAAGGAUGAGAAACCACAGGAGGGUAGCCCACCACCAAUGCUCUCUCCAAACAAAGACGAACAUGAAAGUGAUGUUGAAACUGCUCUCACUGUAGGGUCAAAUUUAUCAGGAUUAGACGGAAAUGGGAGUGCUCCACCAUUUUUAUUACCUUGUAGAUCUCCACGAGUUUCAAUGUCACCACGAUAUUCUUCUCCGAGGUGUGCAAGGGUGUCAGAUGGUUCAGAAAUAGGGGACUAUUUUAGUAUUCCAGUUGAGAGGGAUUCAAGUAGCAGAGCUGGUAGAUCACCAGGGGCUUGCAGUUCCAGUGGAUCUAUUAAUGUUAUUCACAGUGAAGAAUUCAGUGACAUUAGUGAUGAGAAUGAUAGUGAUAAUGAUAUUGGAAUGAGAAAACGUAACAGAAUAGGAAAGCCAAAAUACACUGAUAGUCCAACGAUGCCAAACUUAUCACCAAGAUUCGGAUCAGAUUGCUUGAAACUUUCAACUCAAGGGAAUUUAGAAUUUGAUGAAAAGGAAAGAAAACUUAGAGAUAUUAAAAUGUUUGAAGACAGACUAAAAAAAACUGAUCAGGAUAAGCAUUGUGAACAAGAAAGACAUAAACCUGAACUGAAAAGUUUAAGGAAAGCUGAUGAAAAUAGAAACAACAUUUUUGAGUUACUUUCAGGGAGAUACACUAUGCCUUUGAACCAGAUGGUUGACCAAACUAGGAUAACCGCUGAAAAGAAUUUAUACCCAGUUAGAGAGAAGACUGUAGAAGUUAUUAUGAAAGAAAGACUAAAAAAUGGAUAUUCAGGGGAACUAAGAGAUUCCAGUCGAACUUGUAAUAAAAAUAUGUUCGGAAAUUCUGAAAAAUUGAUAUUUGAUUCAAUGUUGAAAACUGAUGUCACCAAAUUUUCACAGAACAAGAAUAUAUUCAAAGAUGCAGCUUCAAAUUUUGCGACACAGAGAAACGAACUGCGGAAUGGAGAGCUGGAUUAUUUCAAACAUAAUUCUCACAGCCGGAAUGGAGAAUUAAAUCGUUCUUUAUCUCAAAAUGACUUUGUUGCACAAUAUCAAAGUUUUAGGAACUCAAAGGCCUAUCAGAACAUGAGUAUGGAUUUGAAUCGUGCAGCGUUAGAAAGAAAUUCUCCUUCAAAUGGUAAACAUUUAGUCUCACCAACUAACUUUUUUGAAACCUUAAAUAUCAAUCGCCCUAGUUCGAGGCAGAGUGAUAGAGGAAUAAAUAGUGGUGAUUUGUUUGAAUCUUGUUCUGAAGGUAGCUCAAGGCAUUCAUUUCCAUCAUUUAAUCGAUCCCUGUCAGACAAUGGUCGGUCAGAAUAUGGUAUCGUUCGAAGUAAUAAACUUAGUAACUCAAUAAUGAGAAGUGUACAAAACUAUGCAAGCAAAGGAAAAAGUAAGCUGGAUUUAAAUAUAACUACGCUCACUGACGUACCUUUUCUUGAAUUUGGUGGUGGUGAAGGAAAAAGAAAACAAAAUGUUAAAGCACAUAAUCAAAGUGGACGAGCUAGCACUGCUGGACAAAGUUCAAGGUCCGUCCAUCUUGGUGAAGGUGAUAGCUUAGGUCGUAACAACGGAAACCGGGAUCAUGGAAAAGGUCAAGGUUAUCAGACUUUUGAUGAGAGCAAUAUACAAACUGGCUGUCAUGUGAUCACACCACUUAAAGCACCUCCAUCACUGGAGAAUAUUCUUGAAUCAGCCAAUCAGCAUGGUUUGGCAGCAUAUAGACCAACCGGUGCCUUUUACAGUAACUACGGAGACGUGCCUGAGAAACCAAGGGAGGGAGGUGGUCAUGUGCUCAAGUUGCCGUCCAUGCUGGUAAAAGAUCUUGAAGAGUUUGAUUCAUCGUCAUUUUUAUCAACUUCGUCAUCAUCAUUAUCAUCAUCAUCAUCAUCAGUUACAGGGAUUAAAAAUUGGAGAACUAUUUUAUGUGCCAAAGACUCAUUACUUUCAUCUCAGACUGGUUCUUCAGAUUUACUAGAAAAACUUGACACUGAACCAGCCUUAAAAUAUGCAAUAACUGGGGACCAGUCUGUAAUCAUUACUCCAUGUAUUCUACCCCCAUCUAAAAAAACUGUAGAAAAGUGGUAUAAAGGAAGAAAAGCGUAUAAAAACUUGAAAAAUCAAGCUCGAAAAGUAAGUAAAGAGGAAGAAGAUAAGGAAGAAAUUGGUGAAAAAAGUAAAGAGGAUAUUUUUUCUGAUUCUGAAAAAUUAAAUCCACCUGAUGCUAAACAAGAAACAGACAUUGAAUUUACUAAAGUCACUGCAAAAAGAAAAACAAAUAUCAAAGACAAAAACGAGCAAGAUACUAAAGUGUUACUGGAAAACCUUGAAAAGAGCAAGGUUGAUGAAGACAUUAUAAGUCCGGCAGCAGAGCUGGAUGAAUUAAAUAGAAGUCGAAGACUUAGCGACAACCAAGAAGAUGAUGCCAGUUUAUUACAUAGUACACCUGUACUUCGUAGAGGGUCAACGGAACUGUUUGAGCCGGAGUGUACACCUAUCACAGGUGAGAAAAGACCACUUGGGAGCCAAGGGGAUCAAGGUGGAGAAUUUGUGACACCAAAACGGAUAAGACCAUUAAGAAGGCUGUCUACAAAUACAGAAUCCACACUGAGGAGAGCAAUCUUGUCCUCGCAAGUCAAACAACAGUUUGGUACACCAGCAUUACAGAGAAGAGACACAUCACAGAUUGAAGGACCAUCAUUGAAGAAUUCAUUCGGGUUCAAACACAGUCAGCAGAACCUUCAGGAUGCCAAAUCAUUACACGAGUAUCAGUACUUGACUGUGUUAAGUGUUGAGAUCCAUGCAGAAACCAGAGGUGAUUUGAAGCCUGACCCAGAAGUAGAUGGCAUAAAGGCAAUAUUUUACUCCAUAUUUAAUGAUGUACAUCCUGGGAAAGGAACCAGGAAUGAAUCUGGUGUUUUCAUAGUGGACCAAGACUCAGCCAAUGAGGAGGCAGGAGACAAAUCAUCAACCAAUCAGAAGGCUCCUACUAUAAGGCCAUCAAGUCCUCAGCCAGGACCAUCCAGAGCACCUGACGUACCAAGGGCCGGAAGGUCAGAGGUCAUUGCAUCUACUUCAAAGGUCAUGGAUGCCGGGUCAGAGGUCAGGCAUCUGAAAAAGACUUUGUUACAGAAGUCAGGUGUUCAUGGUUUGACUGUGACCUAUGUGAAAGAUGAAAAUGAACUUCUACAAACAUUCAUUGACUUUGUACACAGGUGGAAUCCAGAUAUCCUUGUUGGCUAUGAAAUCCAGAUGUUGUCUUGGGGUUACAUUCUACAGAGAGCCUCCUUUCUGAGUAUAAACCUAGCACAGGCUAUAUCUCGUGUGCCGUCAGCGAAGAGUUCGAGCCACCACUCCAAGGAAAAGGACGAGUAUGGAGCUGAUCACAUGUCAGAGAUACAUAUUGCUGGUCGCAUUGUGCUCAACCUGUGGAGGCUGCUCAGACAUGAGGUGACACUGAACAUCUACAGUUUUGAGAAUAUUGCAUUUCACGUUCUACACAGACGAAUACCACUGUUCACAUUCAGAAAUCUGACAGCAUGGUUUAAACACCGGACUCACCUACACAGAUGGAAGGUUAUAGAGCAUUAUGUAACAAGAGCGAAGGCUAACCUGGAGAUAAUGGAUCAGCUAGAUAUGGUGGGACGGACCAGUGAGUUCGCUCGUGUGUUUGGUAUAGAGUUCUAUCACGUACUGUCCAGAGGAUCACAGUACCGUGUUGAAUCCAUGAUGUUACGAAUUGCCAAGCCGAUGAAUUACAUUCCUGUCUCACCUAGUGUUCAUCAGAGAGCUAGAAUGAAGGCCCCAACAUGUAUACCUCUCACCCUGGAACCAGAGUCCAAAUUCUACACGGACCCAGUGGUUGUGGUAGACUUCCAGUCCCUGUACCCAUCCAUCAUGAUAGCCUAUAAUUACUGUUUCUCCACAUGCCUCGGUAGAGUGGAGUGGUUUGAAAAAGCACAUGAAGGACCUAUUGAGUUUGGUUGUACAUCUCUUGGUCUGGAACCUUCUGUGAUAAAGAAACUAUCAGAUGAAGUGACAAUAUCUCCCAAUGGUGUAGUGUUCUGUAAACAGUCGGUCAAAAGAGGUGUUCUCCCGAUCAUGGUUGAAGAGAUACUGAAGACACGUCUCAUGGUGAAGAAGGCAAUGUCUAGUUACAAAGGUGACAAGACAUUGAGCAGAAUGUUGAAUGCGAGACAGCUUGGUUUGAAGUUGAUAGCCAAUGUGACUUAUGGCUAUACAGGCGCUAACUUCUCUGGUAGAAUGCCCUGUAUUGAGGUCGGAGACAGUAUUGUGAGGAAGGCACGAGAAACGCUUGAACGUUCCAUCAAGCUGAUUGAGGACACACCAAGCUGGGGAGCUAGGGUCGUGUAUGGAGAUACUGAUAGUAUGUUCAUUGAGCUGAAAGGCCGGAGUAAAGAUGAAGCUUUCAAGAUUGGGCAGGAUAUUGCCAGAGCCGUCACAGCCAUGUUUCCAAAACCUAUCAAACUCAAGUUUGAAAAGGUUUAUUUGCCAUGUGUGUUACAAACAAAGAAGCGAUAUGUUGGCUUCAUGUACGAGACACCAGAUCAGAAGGAACCAGUGUAUGAUGCAAAAGGGAUAGAAACUGUUCGUAGAGACACGUGUUCAGCUGUUUCCAAGGUUUUGGAAAGAUCUCUGAAGAUUCUGUUCACCACAAAGGACGUAUCCGAGGUGAAGUCAUAUAUACAACAACAGUGUCAGAAAGUAAUGGAGGGUUCUGUCAGUCUACAGGACUUCAUUUUUGCCAAGGAAUACAGGGGCAUGCCUGGGUAUAAACCUGGAGCCUGUGUCCCUGCUUUGGAGAUAGCUAAGAAACAGCUUCGUCAGGAUCGUCGAUCUGAACCUCGUGUUGGAGAGAGAGUGCCUUAUGUGAUAGCAUAUGGCAGUCCAGGUCUGCCACUGAUCCAGCUGGUGCGUACACCAGGAGAGGUUCUUCAGGACCCGUCACUCCGUCUCAAUGCUACAUACUACAUUACCAAACAGAUAUUACCUCCCCUGGACAGGUUUCUGUCUCUAAUGGGAGCUAAUGUGUUUUCAUGGUACCAAGAGAUGCCCCAUUCAGCAGGCCGAGUUGCAUCUCAUAUAGCCGGACCUGAACAGGCUAAAAAGGGAACAAUAUCUCAGUACUUUGCCACAUCAAAUUGUCCAACAUGUGAUCGACAGACAAAGAAGGCAGUAUGUGAGAGAUGUAUGCAGGAUCCGCAGCUUGUGUGUAUGACACUCAAUGACAGGAUUACACGCUGGGAGAGAGUUAACCAACAUAUACAACAGAUCUGUGGAGCUUGUGUGGGAACUUCUGACAUGGCAUCCAUUAAAGCCUGCUCAACUUUGGAUUGUCCAGUACAGUAUAGACGUGCUCGUGCUUCCUCUGAUAUGAUCAAAGCUCAGUCUUACAGAGAUAUCCUGGAAAAAGUUUUUAAGUGAAUGUACAGGAUAUGUUAUCAUCUGUGAAUGAACAUACAGAUGAACAUACAGGAGGUGUUACCAUCUGUGAAUGAACAUAGAAAUGAACUUAGAGAAGGUGUUACCAUCUGUGAAUGAACAUACAGGAGGUGUUACCAUCUGUGAAUGAACAUACAGGAGGUGUUGCCAUCUGUGAAAGAACAUAGAAAUGAACUUAGAGAAGGUGUUACCAUCUGUGAAAGAACAUACAGAUGAACAUACAGGAGGUGUUGCCAUCUGUGAAAGAACAUACAGAUAAGCAUACAGGAGGUGUUGCCAUCUGUGAAUGAACAUAUAGCAAGUCCUUAGCAUCUGUGAAUGAACAUAUAUAUAAACAUAAAGGAGGUGUUACGAUCUGUGAGUGAACAUAUAGAGGUGUUACCAUCAGGAGUUACCAUCUGUGAGUGAAUAUAUAGAGGAACAUACAAGAGGUGUUACCACCUGUGAGUAAACAUAUAAAUGAAUAUACCGGAGGAGCUAUCGUCUGUGAAUAACAGAAUGUUUUGCUGAAAGAUCUGUAGACCGAGAGUUGGUGUUUAGUAUCAGGCAGGAUACUUCUUUUGGUGAAAAGAAAGUCAGUUAAUCGUGUAUUAGUAGCUUUAAAUAGUAGGGAUAUGCCUCUCUGGCUCUUAAAUGAUGCCCAGAAGGGCACCUUGGACCUUUCUCCACCAUUAUCCAUGAUGGUGUGACUUAGAGCUGGAAAGUCAUUAUAUGACCUUUGUGACUUAAAGCUGGAAAGACACGAUAUGAUCUUAACCAUAAUGGUGUGACUUAGAGCUGAAAAGUCACCAUAUGACCUUUACUGUGAUGGUGUGACUUGAAGCUGAAAGUCACAAGAUGACCUCUACUAUGAUGAUGUGACUUAAAGCUGGAAAAUCACAAUAAUACCGAGAUGUUCUCUUUGAACUAAAAAAGCUAACAUGUUCAAUUUUACCCUCUUUUCUGUUUUUUAAAGUGUCAGGCUUAGAAAAUAUCUGUCAAACUAUUAAGUAAAACAGUGUAGUUUUUGUUGUCAUGGAAAAGUCUAUGCCUUUUGCGUAUCCUUCAAGAUUUUAAUGAGACCAUCUAAUAUUGAUGCUUAUCAGCAGUAUGGCUGUCUGACAGCCAGUGACUUGGUACAUGUUGAUGGUCCUUUUAAAUAUUAAAAAGAUCUGUUUAAAGGUACACGUUCUAUAAUACAAGUAUCUCAAUACAAAUUUCCGAGAGUGAAUACGGUUAUGUUUAGCAUCAAGGAAUAUUGAUUAGGUCUUCUUCUGUUACGAAUGUAAGACAAGUGACUUUUAGCGUGUUAGCAAAGAUAGUGUUAAUGAAAAGUUAAAUAUAUACAUAUCUGUCAUCACUGAAGUAGCAUUAGAAUAGUGUUAUGUACAAUGUAGUUGUGAAAAAAAAGAUUUUAUACCGAUUGUGAAUCAUUGUCUGUUCUCUAGUGUACAGUUUAUGUAUUAUUUCUGUUCUCUAAUGUAUAGUUGUUUUUUUUUGCGUAACUUAGUUAUGCCAAUAUAAUUGGAAUGUAGAGUUCAGAUUGAAUUUUGUUUUAUGCGUAUGUUUACCCAGCUUUUAAGUUACAAAUAUCUUAAGAGUUGUGUUAUAUUCUAGAUUAUGUUUACAUUUUUAUCUUUUCAUCACUUGGAAACAGGUUAAUAAGUCAGUUAUAUAGCUGUCUCUUUGUAGGGUCUUUAAGGAGGUAGGUUACCUUUAUAUUUGUAUGUGCGCAUGUCCAACCGGAAGCUAACGUGACGAUUUACGACGACGUUUACGACAAACUAAAUGUGUUAAAUUAUUCAUUCUUCUGAAAACAAAUCAUAGACCUGUCUUCGAUCUGACGCUUGAUGGUUUAAUAAUGCAGAAAUAAUGAAUAAAUUGCCGCAGAAACGCUUCAAAACAAUGUUGCCUUAAAAUGACGUCAUUGACGUCAUGACGUUACGUGUCAGUUACCGCGCAAAAUUAAUAGCUUUUAUCUUGAAAGUACGUAAUUUUGUGCAUUUUCUUUAUUCAAACUAUUUUCAAAUAACCAUUAUUUGCUGAAAUAAUUUUUUUGAGUCUUUUGCUCUGAAUAAUAAUCAAUAUUUUGCUUCUUUUAUGUAGUUAUAUUGAAAUGUAAUGCGGAAUGUAAGAAAAUGGAUGAUGGUAACCAAUGUUAUUUGGAAUAUAGUUGGGUGAGAGGUUACUUGUUACGGCCAUUUUCAAAUAAAAAAUCUAGCAGUUUGAUUUGUAAUACCUAUUUUUCAGGUUCCGUUGAUAAUUUGUUACUUAUAUACUAAAACUAAGAUCUAAAAUUGUUCAAAUUUCAGUAGAAAAUUGUGGUUUCUUGAAUUGAACUGAUGUUACCAUGGAAACGAAGCCCGUGACCUAUGUAUCUAAAUGUAAAAUUCAAAAGCCUUCACACUAGUCUAUUUAAGAAACACAGCUUCGGCUUUUUAUUUUCAUUUCAACAAUAUCCAUGAGAAUAAUUGUAGCAUGCUGAACGAUUUUUCCAUGAAAAAUGCCAGACGAGGGGUACUGCUGUAAGUAUUCUAAGCUUAGAAAUUCCUUUGAAUAAAUACAGAUAACACGGAAAUAUAACUUACAUUAGAAAUAAUAUGUUUUAAAGCUACAUCAACUAGAAAGAUAAUCUUAUUCAAUAUUAUUUUAUAAGAAAUUACGACAAAAAGCAAGAUAUAAGCCAUUUUAAACAUCUCUGUUGCCAUGGUUACUUUAAACUUUAAGAAAAAUAGGGUACCAUGUAUAUUGCUUGGUAUUUUGCUAAUAAUAUUGCUCAAAUAUUCCAUGUUGGUCAUUAACAGAAUGGCACUGAAGCCGUCGAAAACCCCUAUUUUUAUACAUAGUUGUUUAAAAAUGAGAGAAAAUGCGUUACCAUGGAAACACGAGCCCCGCGACAUAUACAUUUUAAGCUUAUAUUAGAAAGCUAACGUGCAUACUAGUAAAAUUAUACAUUAUGCUGACUUCUACGGAUAUCAAUGAAACUAAAAUUCACUGAAAAGUGUUAAAUAUCCGUAUUUUCCUUCUUCUUUCAAUAUGAAAUACCUUUGGAGGGUCAUGUUCUUCAAACGUGGAUAAAAAUUGAACUUGAAGGGACAGAGAAAAACGAAACUGAGAUUUUAGCAGUUAAAACUUCAUAUUACACGAAAUACAAAAAGAUGUUGCGGUUCUACUAAUUUGAAUUUACCCUUGUAACAAGGUAACCUACCUCCUUAA